Clarias gariepinus (North African catfish) is the source of this 707-nucleotide messenger RNA. Its product is annotated as sulfotransferase 6B1-like. The record is from RefSeq and is a predicted model, not a curated record. Gene Ontology annotation, cellular component: cytoplasm. The coding region runs from base 180 to 599 and encodes 139 amino acids. The transcript has 4 exons. Gene Ontology annotation, biological process: sulfation. Lineage: Eukaryota; Metazoa; Chordata; Actinopteri; Siluriformes; Clariidae. Gene Ontology annotation, molecular function: sulfotransferase activity.
UGUCAUGCUAUAUGAAAUACUAACAAUUUAGUUAGACACUAUUAACAAAUGUCCAAAUGUUACAAUCAUUUCCUUAAUAAAAUAACCCAAAGCAGCUGUUUCUGUAAAAUCUGAAAUAAAAUUUGUGCAAAAGUAUUAUUCUUUUUGUUUGAUUGUUGUCUUUGCAGGUUGUUGCCCAGAUGCCAUCGAGGCGGUUGCUCGUGACACAUUUGCACCCUGAUGAGAUUCCUGUUUCAUUUAAGACAAAUAAAACAAAGAUGUUGGUGGUGUUUCGAAACCCCAAAGACACUGUCGUCUCUUAUUACCAUUUCAUGAACAAACACCCUGUACUUCCAAAAGUCGAAUCCUGGGACAAAUUCCUCUUUGAUUUUAUGUCUGGUGAAGUGGCCUAUGGUUCAUAUUUUGACCACGCCCUGGCCUGGGAGAAACACAAUGGAGACCCUAAUGUGAUGUUUGUGACCUAUGAGGAACUAAAGGAGAUGGAUGAGGUCCUGUACUGGGUCAUGGCUCAGAGUACGCAGAUGGAUGAAGAGUUCAAGAAGAAACUAUCAGGAACCAGACUGGGAGCCAAGCUUAAAUACGAGCAGUACUGUCAGUAGUCUGGAAAAUUAAACACUGUCAAAUGAGAGUUUAUUUUUAAAAGGUACGUUAAACAAGUUGUAUUGAAACGCAGUCAUUAACAUUAUUAUUUGCUUUACUACCCAAUA